Molecule: messenger RNA, 1797 nt
Organism: Amaranthus tricolor (Joseph's coat)
Lineage: Eukaryota; Viridiplantae; Streptophyta; Magnoliopsida; Caryophyllales; Amaranthaceae
Product: vacuolar-processing enzyme-like
Exons: 9
Coding region: 37-1440 (467 amino acids)
Biological process (GO): vacuolar protein processing
Molecular function (GO): cysteine-type endopeptidase activity
Source: RefSeq, a predicted model, not a curated record
AUUGGAUACAAUAUUUUACAAUCAAAACUUCACAUAAUGGCUUUCCAACAUUCUUACAUCUUAAUCUUGCUCUUCCCAUUACUCACUCAACUAACCCAAUGCCGUUUAACACAAGACACCUUUAACACAGCUUUUGAAACUUCAUCUAAUUCUUACGGUUAUGAAGGAACCAAUUGGGCGGUACUUAUUGCUGGUUCCCAAGGAUAUGGUAAUUACAGACACCAGGCUGAUAUUUGUCAUGCUUACCAAAUCUUAAAGAGGGGAGGUCUCAAAGAUGAAAAUAUUAUUGUUUUCAUGUAUGAUGACAUAGCUUAUAACGAAGAAAAUCCGAGAAAAGGAAUUAUUAUCAAUAACCCAAAAGGAGGUGACGUUUACAAAGGAGUUCCUAAGGACUACACGGGCAAAAGUUUGACUAGCCACAAUUUUUUGGCUGCUAUACUUGGAAAUAAAACAGCUAUAAAAGGAGGUAGUGGCAAAGUUGUAAAUAGUGGCCCAAAUGAUCGUAUUUUUAUUUACUAUUCUGAUCAUGGAAGUCCUGGUGUACUCACGAUGCCUAAUGAUGAUGAUUUAUAUGCCAAAGACUUCAUUAACACCUUGAAGAAAAAAUACCAAAUGGGAACAUACAAAAGCAUGGUGAUAUAUGUAGAAGCUUGUGAAGCAGGUAGCAUGUUUGCGGGUUUGAUACAGAAAGAAUGGAAUAUAUAUGUGACAACCGCAUCAAAUCCUGAAGAAAGCAGUUGGGCAACAUAUUGUCCUGGCUCUGAUAAGAGUGUUCCCUCUCAAUAUGAUACAUGUUUAGGAGACUUAUAUAGUGUUGCAUGGAUGGAAGAUAGCGACUCGCAUUAUAGUCAGUCAGAGACGCUGAAACAACAGUAUCAAGUGGUAAAAGCUCGGACUUUAGCAGCAGGAGACGAGGGAUCUCAUGUGAUGGAAUAUGGUAGUAUGGAGUUUACGCAGGACACUCUUUCAGUUUACAUGGGAUCAUCAGCUCCUGUUACUGGCCAUAAACAUCACAAAGGUGGUAACCACAAUCCCCCUACUUCACUUAUCCCUGUUGAACAACAUGAAGCUGACAUUCUCUAUUUGAAAAAUAAGGUUUUAAGAGCACCAGAGGGGUCUCUUAAGCGUAAAGAAGCACAAAAAGAAUUAGAUGCGGCAUUGUCACAUAGAGAGAACGUAGAUUGUACCUUUGAAGAAAUUGGAAAAUCUCUAUUUGGUGAUGAAAAUGGCAUUACCAUGAUUAAGAAAGUCCGACCUAAUGGAAACCCUAUUGUUGACGAUUGGGAUUGUUUCAAAACUAUGGCUGCUACCUAUAAGACACAUUGUGGACAGCUCUCCACAUAUGGAAAGAAGCAUAUGAGGGCCUUUGCAAAUAUGUGCAAUGCUGGAAUUCAACCAUCUCAAUUGGCUAAAGUUGCAUCACAACUUUGUGGAAAAUAAUUACUUAUUAGUUCUUUUAAAUCUGCUACAUAAUACAAAUUAAAAUAAAAGUUAAAUAUUAUGUAGCAAAUUUAAAUGAAAAAAAAUACUUAUUUAAUAGAAGUAGUGAUUAACUUGUCUUACUCAAAUAAAUAAAUAAAUAAAUAUGAAAGCACAAAGCAAUAUGUUUGUAUAAAGAAUGAAAGUUAGUGUGAUGUGAUUAUAGUAGAAUACGCACUAAAGAUGCGCAUGCCUAAGUGUAUAAUAUGAUGAAGCUACAAGUAUAUGCUUGAUGUUUGUACAUCAACUAUCUACAAGCAAGGUAGUGAUUAAUCUAUUAUUAAUACUUAAUGUACUUUCAUCAUGGUGUUGGUAAGA